Molecule: messenger RNA, 2685 nt
Organism: Mesorhabditis belari
Lineage: Eukaryota; Metazoa; Nematoda; Chromadorea; Rhabditida; Rhabditidae
Source: the annotation of a GenBank genome assembly
AUGGAACGCGAAUAUGAAAUUGAUGAGGUUGUCAAGUGCCGAUCGCAAGGUCAAUUCUAUGAUGCCAAGAUCAUAUCCAUAGACCCGAGACUGGGACUCCAGAAGUACAAGGUGCACUUUGUCGGAUGGAAUAGUCGACACGAUAAAUGGGUGGAAGCAAACGAGAUGAGACCAAAAGUGGCAUUGCCUCGACCGUUUACAAAGAUUUGCCCACGAAGAGACGAAGAAAAAAAUGGGGAAAAGCUAAUAACAGAAAAAAGCGUCCUUUCACCAUCACUUUUCCCAUCGCAUGCCUAUCCGUCACCUACAUCAUCUCUUGGUGAUAGUCCGUCCUCGUCACGGAGUCCUCAACACCGGGGUGCGCGAAUCGAAUGGACAAUGAGACCGGGAGAACUCUUUCACUCACCUGUUUCAAUGGAUGCCGGCCCUUCAAGCGUCUCCUCCAUCAAGAAAGGGAUCAGCUCUUCGAUGUCACAAGAGCUUAUUAGUCAAAUGGCAUCCUCGCGAAUCGACACAACGAUGACAAAAGAAGAUAGUGACAAACAAUUCAACGGACAACACUUUCUAAGUGAUUAUGAUCGGGAAAAGGACCAUGAAGCAAUACAGAAUUCGUUGAUGAAAAGGAAACAUAAUGGAAAUAAUGAGGCAAACAAUAAGAGAAAAGUUGUUGAGUUGGUUGUCGGGAAGAACUGCGAUACGCAGAAACAACCGUUGAAUGAUGAACAAACUCAAGAAAGUUUGGGAGAAGAAAUUAAUAGAGGCCCACAAUCAUCACAAUCGGGUACCGAUGAAUCGUCUCCUGCUCAGAUAAAUUUUCAAGUGAGCAAAUCGCCGGAGACAAGGGAACAAAUCAAUGAAAAGAGAAUGGACAAAUCGUCACCAAAAAUAUCGGAACUUGAAUCUUCGUCUCCACGAGCUUCUUCAUCUGCCUUGAAAUCUUCAGAGAAGAAUGCAACGAGAGAAGAAUACAGAAAGAAAGCUACAAGCAUAUCGAGUUUGGAGGAUUUGAACACGGACGUAGAGGAGAAAUCAAGAUCGGCUAAUAAUGAGGAGAGAAGGGGGAGCGAAGAAGUUGUAUCACCGAUAAAUAUCAUGUUAUCAUUCGUCAAUGAUUUUAAUCCACCAUCAAUGGACCCAAUCAACGAAAACCAUUUGGAGUCGCUUUUCCAUGAUUUGAGAGACGCUGGGAACCUAUAUGACAGGCAAAAUAAUGUGAUGUCUCAGAUGUCACAAGAUAGUCAAAGGGGAAUCAGCAAUGAGACAUUUAAUGCCCAAGCCGCUGCAGGCUCACAACCACAAGAGAGACAUCACUUACCUGAUUUUUGCCCUGUUGGGGUUCGUAAUUUGGAAACAGGAACACCUCAGUCAUCAACGAGUUUUGUUAGUCUACCAGAGCCGACAUUGAUCACAUCUUUCACUCCAGAGACGGCUCGCAGCCUCAGCAACGCUGUGAUAAUCGAUUAUGGUGGAGAAUUGAGUGCAAUGCCGGAGAUGAUGACAUCAUAUGAAACUGCUUGUUCGAGUAUGGGACCAGCCGGACAAGAAUAUGGAUAUCUACCAAUCGGACUCAACCAGGUACCAGCAGGGAUGAUCCUCGAGCAAAUGGUGGUGGAUUCGGCGGAUCCGAUGAACUCGCAACAAGCGAUGAUCAUGAGUGAACCAGCAAUCGAUUUCAGUCAACCGCAAGCACAAAACAUUCAAUUGACAUUACCGCCCGGGGUUCAUCCAAGCCAAGUGAGCCUCGGUCCGGGAAUGAGCCUUGCGCCCGGCCCACAGGGGCAACACUACGUCUUAUCAGAUCCAAUUCCAUCAAUGGCUCCACCACCAACACCCGUUCGAAGGGUCAUGCAUCCACCCGUAUCAUCAUCAACGGAUCAUCCGUCCACCCAUCCAUCCGUAUUAUCAUCGCAAAAUCAUCCGUCCUUCCGUCCAUCCGUACCCGUGGCCACUUCAAUGUCAACGAAUCAACAACAAAGAGUCUUGUCUCGAGAAGAUCACAGCUAUGGAUUGAACAUUCCAAAUAACUCCGGGCCUAGCGCUUUCUCAUCGGCAACUCGAAGAGAAGAGCCCUUUCGACCAGUGCCAUUGAGACCAUUGGUUCAACAAGUUCAACCCUCGAACAUUCCAUUCUUUCAAAGGUGCACUCCAGUUAAUCAGGAAAUUAACAUUUGCUAUCAAUCUCAACGCGGACAAAUCAUUCCCAGACGGGCUUAUUUGAUUGCUCCCCAACAGCCUCAUCUUCAAUACCCUUACGAACAAGUGAAUUUAGCUUACCCAGUUCAAAGGGUUAAACCUGUUACAUACUACCAAAUGGCUCGACCAAUCAAUCGUCAAGUACAACCUGUGAAUGAAAAUAGAUCGAUGAUGGGACUGUCUUCUUUAGUUUCUCAAGCUCCUCGUAUGACCACUCAAGUGCAGCCCUCAUUUGGUAACGAUCUUGUUCUUGUUGUCGACUACCAUACACCGGUCUUUGAAAGAACUCUCGUGCCGGUUACCCCUCAACGUCAACAAGGAGUCUUCAAUCAACAAAUGAUGCCCGGUCCAUCAAAUGGAAUGCCAACUGAGCCGUCGGACACGUUUAUGGCGCCAAUCAGUCGACCAGCCACUGCUCAAUCCGUUCCAUCCAACAUUCUACCACAACAACCUGAGCCACAACUUGUGAAUAAAAUGAAUCCAUCCAACCGA